CGCAUGUGCAGGUACACGAAUACAAAUCGGCCCUACAAAUUAUUGGAAAUAGACCUCAUGGUCAACUGGAAUAGAUAUUCACGAGAAAACUCCGGAGUUAUUUUAGUUACGCCUGUGCAAAGUCACUCCACGUUGAAAUCGGUCUUUGAAGAUAUCUGGGAAGCUGAAGGAACGAAAAGAAAUACUGGAUAUUUGUGCGAACUCUGGGAUAGUGGUGCAGAUUCUUCAGCGCCCGAGAAGACCACUAUCAUGGUUAUCUAUGUGACUAGUUAUUUAAACGGAGCAGCGACUUUCAUAAUACGAGGAGCGAAUUCCUUUCAAUCAUCAAGAGAUAUCACCCACCUCACUAAUAGAGUGUCGACACGGGCAGAGAUUUGA
Molecule: messenger RNA, 378 nt
Organism: Fopius arisanus
Lineage: Eukaryota; Metazoa; Arthropoda; Insecta; Hymenoptera; Braconidae
Exons: 3
Coding region: 4-378 (124 amino acids)
Source: RefSeq, a predicted model, not a curated record